AGGAUAAUCUUGAUGACCAGUCCAAUUCGGUGAUUUCUUGCAAAGGACCAUUUGAUUCAGAAUCUCCCAGAUUGACACUCCCUUUCCGCCAACGGGAUAUUUUUAAAGACGUGUAUAAUGUGUGUCACAAGUUGUUCAUUGGCCAUAUCAAAGUGACAAAACCACCUUUUUUGUGGGCACUCAGGAGAGAACUUAAAAAUAACUCGAAUUCGAAAAUCGUAUAUUUCGACAUGAUUGAAGGUUUUUUCAACAAAAUGCUUCAGCCAAUAGAGCUUCAUCAACAUAUCAUGGAAUCGUAUGGUGUUGGCCAGGGAUUUAUGGCUACUGAUGUUUAUUUAUGGUAG
This is a messenger RNA of Ambispora leptoticha, 344 nucleotides long. NCBI's taxonomy places the organism in Eukaryota, Fungi, Glomeromycota, Glomeromycetes, Archaeosporales, Ambisporaceae. The record is from the annotation of a GenBank genome assembly.